Linum trigynum is the source of this 2897-nucleotide messenger RNA. Lineage: Eukaryota; Viridiplantae; Streptophyta; Magnoliopsida; Malpighiales; Linaceae. The record is from the annotation of a GenBank genome assembly.
UCCCUUUUACUAUAACAUAUUAACCUUCUUCAGUUUCAAGUCAUUAUAUUUUUCUGUUUUAACAUCUAAUUUCUUUAUUCAUUAGUAUCUUUUACAUCAAACCAAGAAACAUCUAAUUUCAUCAUUCCGUAGACCAUCUAUUUAACAAAAACAAAAUUUAUCUCCUUUCUUGAAAAGGCCGUCUAUGACAUGAUAGCGUUCCCCAUCAGAGUUAGACUGUCGACUGCCAUUUAAUGCUAACCGUUCAAGACGUUCUAUACUGUUGUUCGACCCACUUUAACAAAAUUCUUGCUACUGAUGGUAUGAACCAUGUUUUCGAGUAGUUUUUUUCCGGUAUUGCUUAUACAAAUACUAGAAUGGGCCAGCGAGAGCCAACCAAAUUAAAGCAAAGGGGAGCUUUUUGUUGUCCUUAAUUAUCUAUGGGCAGGGUAUUAACUAUUAAGUAGGAAGGAAGGGGGCAUGAUAAUCAUGAAAGUGAAUCACAUGGUGGUCGGCCAAAAAGGAAAAACAAAUCAAUCCAUGAAUUUAUCAUUACUUAUUACUUUGGGGGUGCAUUGACAUUGACAAAUGUCAUGAGAGUGUUCUUUCCACACUCUCAUGACAUUUUUAUUCCCCAUGUUCUCCACCAACCCUAUCCUGCAACACUCCCAUACCAGCCUAGCUGCAAUUAGCAAGGAAGUGGGCUGGUGGUCUAGAAACCAGGCCCCUAAGAGCUUCAGGAAUCCUAAACUCUCUGCCCCACACAGGCCUAGGCCCAACUUUGUGAUUCAUAAUUCAUAAUUCUGAUUUCUCUUGGGCUGGGAAAUUACUUUCAAACGCCUUUAUUCUUAUUACUAUUACUAGCACAUGCCCGACCCGUUGGACAGAAGAAUGGACCCGAAUUAUAUGGUAUAUAAUAAUGGAUAUAACAGAUGAUUUGAAAUGUAUGAAAUGAUUGUUUUGUAUAUGCACAUAACAUUUUUAAAAGUGAUCCAACUAUGCAUAAUGUGUUUAGGCCUCCAUGAAAAGAGAAAAAAAAUAUAAGCAUUACAUAUAAUUAUUGAAUGAAAAAAAAUAUAAAUAAUUGUCAACUAUAAAAUUAAUCGAAUGAAAAAAUAUAUAAAUAAUUGUCAACUAUAAAAUUAAUCAAGAAUGAUUUUAUAAAUGAAUUUUUAGUUGUAUACAUUGAAAAAGGUUUUAGUCUCAAAAUAAACAAUGAAUGUAUUUUAUAAACCUUUUAGAAUAUGAGUCUUCACACGUUCAUGUGAGAAACUACUCAUUAAUUCAAAAAUUACAUGUUAUUUUUAGAAUAUUUUGUUUAUUUUUAUUAAAUGACGCUUUUCUCCAUAAAACAUGAGUCCACCAAUAUAGACUGUGUGGUGCUCGCACUUGUGUGCUAGCCGUUGAAGUUUAUGCUUGGUACGACCCAUGAAGCAUUCAUGCUUGUACAUGGCCGAUUCAUAUACAUUGUCUUCAUGGUAUGCUCUAACUAUAUCGUGAUAGCUCGACCAUGUGCCUAUGUAUAGUUAUAUGCAUUAUAAUAGGGUUAAUUGCAUGGUUGGUCAUUGAGAUUACAAAAAACAUUCAAGUUUGGUUACUCAAAAUAUUUAAAUCUAUUGAUGGUACUUCAGUUUACGCAAACCGUUCGCGUUUGGUCACUCUCCGUCCAACUCUGUUAACUUUGGCUGAUGUGGCAAUCAACUCUCAAAGUUGAUCGUUAACUUAGUGACGUGGCAACUAAAAAAUUAUUAAAAAAAUAAAUUUUAAUAUUUUCCACCUCAUUAUUACAUUCAUUAAAAAAUAAAAAAAAUAAAAACCUAAUUUCUUUUCUACAAACCCCCAUACCCUACCCGACCCAACCUCCACUACCCGCAAAAUCCGACCACUGUAGCAACCCUUAUUUCUUUUCUACACCCGCGAUUUCAGCAGCAGGAUCGUCUACAACAACAACUUCGAUCUCUACACCGGACCGGCUGCCAAUUGGAGGGACACAGUCUCUUUCAACACGGCUCCCGACCCACUCAAUUCCAUGUUUUUGUUUCCCUGGACACAAUUCCACGUUGGACUUAUAUGUCUAAUCUUGUCUUUGCUCUGCUCUGGAACCUUAAACAGAGGACGAUGAUCAAACCUUUUUCACUUCUCCCUUUCAUUUUAAAUACCCACCUAGCUAGCUUUUCUUGAUUACAGUCCACCAUCCCAACAGUCUCUGUCUCAUCACUCUCUCGAUUGAGUUCUCUGAAAAAUGACGACUUUCUUCUCGUUGGAGCUGAUAACUGAGGUUGCUUCGAACUCAAUGAUGGUCUUCUUCUUCUGCAAUUUGAUCAUCGUCACCAUCCUCGUUGCCUCAUCGACAUCUCCUUCGAUGAUGACCGGAAUGCACCACGUGUCGAUGGCGGGAAGUCCCUACUCCUACGUGACUAUUCACCAGCAGGAGGAGACUCUGGUUCUUGGCGGUGGAAAUGAUGCUCUGCUUCCCAGUGAUGAAAACAAAGCAUCUUGGUCCUCGGAACCUAAGUUGGCCGCAUUGGCAACAACUGCACACCAAGACGAAGAAAAAGAAGAGGAAGAAGCUAGAGGAGGAAGAAGCUAGAGCAGCUGCCAAUUUCACCACUUCCUCAGAGUACUCUGUCACGAUUUCGCUGCACACGGUCGGCUGCUGCUCGGGAUUGAGUGGGCCGGGAGCCAUGUUGAAAGAAACUGUGUCCCUCCAAUUGGCAGUCGGUCCGGUGUAGAGAUCGAAGUUGCUGUUAUAGACGAUCCUGCUGCCGAAAUCGCGGGUGUAGAAAAGAAAUUAGGGUUGCUACGGUGGUCGGAUUCUCCGGCGGCGGUGGAGGUUGGGUCGGGUAGGGUAUGGGGAUUUGUAGAAAAGAAAUUAGGUUUUUUAUUUUUUUAUUUUUUAAUGAAUGUAAUAAUGAGGU